UCUUUGAUAAAAAUGAGAAUAACUUACGGAUGCAAAUAUAUCCAUUGUCCAGUCUCAUUCUGAAUUAACAAAUCAAAACCAACAGAACGAAAAAUAGUGAAAGUUAUAUAUUGAUAUAUUGCUGGAAUAUUAGACACAUAAUCAAAACAAAAAUCUGAGUUUACAUUAGGCAACAAAAUAGCUAAAAAAUAACAACAGAUUUUAUUUACCAGAGAAGAAGAAAAGGAGAAACAAAACAUACCACCACCUACCUACCUACACUGAUAAAAAGUACUAGAAAGUGCGAAAGUGCUUACCUUAUCAUCGAGUCGACGUUCUGCCACGCUGCCAAACCCAUACUGUUGGGAAGAUUUUCUAGAAUAGUAUAAAAAAGUGACCAGUACCAUUUUGAUGUAUUGCCAAUCCUGAUCCUUGCAAAAACUUGUUGACACCAUGGUAGUAUCAUUGCCCGAUAUUAUGCUCAUGGGAGGGGAGAAAAAGCUAACAGCUUGUUUGCUCUUACUGCUCUUGGAAUUAUUUUUAGAAGGUGCCGAAUCUGUUCCUAAUUCAGCAGACAUAGAAAAUCAUUUAGAAAUGGGCAGACAAUUUCUAGCACACAAUCAACUGAGUGAUGCAUUGACACAUUAUCAUGCAGCAGUUGAGGGAGAUCCCAAUAACUAUUUGACUUUGUUCAAGAGAGGAACGGUAUACUUGGCAAUGGGCAAGACCCGCUUUGCAAUUCAAGAUUUUACUAGAGUUUUGGAACUGAAACCUGAUUUCACUGCUGCAAGACUUCAACGUGGCACGGUUCACAUGAAAAAUGGAGAAUAUAAUGAAGCCGCUGAGGACUUUGAACAAGUGCUAUAUGAAGAACCCCAUAACGCAGUAGCCCAUGAUAGUUUUUCACGUAUUGAUCCAGCCGAAGAGCAGUGGCAACUGGUACAAGAUCUUAUUGCACGUGGUGACUAUCGUAAUGCUAUACCCAUGUUAACACAAUUGUUGGAAAUUUCACCUUGGAGUGUGGCUUUUCGUCAAGCUAGAGCAGAUGCCUACAUAGAAAUGAAUGAUCUCUUGGCAGCAAUAUCAGAUCUGAGAUCAGUAAAUAAACUUUCACAGGAUAGUACAGAAGGUUAUUAUCAUUUGGCUUUGUUGCUGUACAAAAUCGGUCAUGCCACCAGUGCACUCAAGGAAAUACGUGAAUGUUUGAAAUUCGAUCCAGAACAUAAAGAUUGCUUUCCAUUCUAUAAGAAACUGCGUAAAGUCGAGAAGGGUUUAACGAAUGCGGAACUUUCACGCGAUGAAAAACAAUAUCAAGACUGUAUACAAUCUGCCGAAUCGGUUCUAAAACACGAAAAGGAGGAGCAAAUGAUAAUCUUUGAGGCCAAGCGUAUUUUAUGCACAUGUCAUAUGCAUGAUGAAAAUCAUGGCAAAGCCUUGGGCUACUGUAAGGAUGCGCUAGAUAUAAUGCGCGAUGCACAAAUUCUCUGUGAUCGGGCCGAAGCUUAUCUCGGCUCUGAAAUGUAUGAUGAUGCCAUACAUGACUACCAGGAAGCCUUAAGCAUAGAUGAACAUAUGCAAAGAGCCAAAGAGGGCAUAGAAAAAGCCAAAAGACUGCAAAAACAAGCGGAACGUAGAGACUAUUAUAAAAUUUUAGGAGUUAAGCGUGAUGCAACAAAACAAGAGAUUACCAAGGCCUAUCGUAAGGCAGCUCAAAAAUGGCAUCCUGACAAUUUUCACGACGAUGAGAAGAAGAUAGCCGAAAAGAAAUUCAUCGAUAUAGCAGCAGCUAAAGAAGUGUUAACAGAUCCCGAAAAACGAAAACAAUUCGAUCAGGGACACGAUCCCCUUGAUCCCGAGGGUCAACAAGGUGGUCAUGGUUUCCAUGGUGGUUCGCCAUUUGCCCACUUCCAUCACGGGUCACCGUUCCAGUUUAAGUUCCACUUUAACUAACCUUUCCUACGCUCACAUAAUACCCCCGCCACACACACAAACACCAUUAAAUACAAUGAAGAUAAUUAAAGGCAUCCUAAGCUUAAUCUAUUAGUCAAGUUUUGUUAAAUAAGUUUUAGUCAUAGGUAAAACGUAGCUACCCCUUCCCAUCCUUCUUACAACUACUUGUUGAUACUUUGCCUUCUAACAAUGGCCAUUUUUUUGUAAUAGAAAAAGCAUUUAUUGUAUAAUGUUCUUCUUCAUACUAUUUUGGCUUAUUAAUUCCUAUUCUUUUGUAUAAUAAUUGACAGAGACGGCAUUUUGUUGUUUGGUUUCAAUGUGAUUUAGAUCUUCUUUUAAAUGAACCUAAUAUUUUCAUUUUCUGCUUUUCAAUCAGCAACCAAUCAUCUUUUGUUUGUUCUUCCGUCUAGGAAGUGAAGAAAAACAAAUUGCCAUCAUAUCAGUUUAAUGCAUAUUUGUUUUUUCCCUACAUCGCCCUGCUUUUGUUUUGUUAGUGUAAAUAGUUAAUUUAACUAGGAUAUAUGAAAUGAAAAAACAAAAUUAUAAUUAAAAAAAUACGCAAAGAAUUAAUUAAUUAAUUUGUACGACAAAAAGUAAUUUAUUAAAAUAAAAGAAACAAUCAAACAAAAUAAUGAUAUUCAAA
Stomoxys calcitrans (stable fly) is the source of this 2572-nucleotide messenger RNA. It is a transcript of the gene P58IPK, whose product is annotated as dnaJ homolog subfamily C member 3. The transcript has 4 exons. Gene Ontology annotation, molecular function: misfolded protein binding; protein-folding chaperone binding. Gene Ontology annotation, cellular component: endoplasmic reticulum. The record is from RefSeq and is a predicted model, not a curated record. NCBI's taxonomy places the organism in Eukaryota, Metazoa, Arthropoda, Insecta, Diptera, Muscidae. Gene Ontology annotation, biological process: protein folding in endoplasmic reticulum. The coding region runs from base 433 to 1929 and encodes 498 amino acids.